CGGUCACACUGUACUGGUAUUUCUUGGCUUCGGCUGCAAUUUGCCAUAAAAAAAAAAUAGAAAUAUCAAUAAAUUUCACAGUUAGCAAAGUGGUCGGACAGUUUUUCGUGUUGCAGUGGAUCAACACGUGUGUAAACAUGUGAAAGGAUCACAGGCAGCUAGUGGAAAAGUCCUAGACGUGCCCCUAGGGGCAAACAAAAAUAUAACCUCAAAGUCGCGACUCUUCGGCGGAGUCAGAUGCACCUGCUCGGAAAUUCCUUAUUCCUUCCAAACCAAAGUGUGUUAGCUACAUAAACCACCACCGUGUGCCGUGCCACAAUGUCGACCUCGUCGGUUGUGCAGAAUUUUGUGAAUGGGCUCAAGUCCCGGAACCGCAAUGUCCAGAACAAGGCCGCCCAAGACCUCUUCCUGUAUGUCAAAACGGAGCUGCGCGAGAUGUCCCAGGAGGAGCUGGCGCAGUUCUUCGAUGAAUUUGAUCAUCAUAUAUUCAACAUGGUCAAUGCGGCGGACAUCAAUGAGAAGAAAGGCGGGGCACUGGCCAUGAAGUGCCUUAUAACCAGCGAUGGUCUGACCACCAGAAAAGGCAUCUCCCCCUAUCUGAAUCGCUUGCGCGAUCUGCUGCUUAUCAACGAUGUGUCCGUCAUGGAAAUUGCCGCCCGUUCGCUGGUCAAACUGGCCAAUAUGCCGGGCUCUAAGGGCGCCGACUCCUUUGAUUUUGACAUCAAAAAGGCCUUUGAAAUGCUCAGCGGCGACAGACAAGAGUAUCGUCGCCAUGCUGCAGUCUUUAUCCUUCGAGAACUGGCGAUAGCCCUGCCCACGUACUUCUACCAGCAAAUUCUCACCUUCUUUGAGCACAUUUUCAAUGCCAUCUUCGAUCCCAAGCCUGCCAUAAGGAAGUCGGCAGGCGAGGCUUUAAGGGCCGCCCUCAUUGUCACAGCACAGCGGGAGAACACAAAGCAAUCGAGUGAGCCGCAAUGGUAUAAGAUCUGCUAUGACGAGGCCAGUGCCAGUUUCAACCAGGAUGUGGCCCCGGGCAAAGAACAGAAGGGCAUGACUCGCGAUGAUCGCAUACACGGCGGUCUGAUAGUGUUCAAUGAGCUUUUUCGCUGCGCCAAUGCCAGCUGCGAGCGACGCUAUACGGCGCUGAAAACGCUCUUCCCCAAGGCGCAUCACAAUAAAUUUCUGGAGGCCAGCAGCCAUUCGAGCAUGGGCUCACAGCUAAACACCUUUGUGCCGCGUCUGAAGGUACCUUUCAUGGACAAAUUGGGCAGUACACAGAUGCACAUGGAGGCGGAGCAUCAUCACAAUGGAAUGGCAAAGUUUGCCAGCCACAACGUUCUGGAGUCUGCCUAUGCCCAUGAGAUACUGCAGGCGCACUACACCACCAUCUGCGACAAUGUGCUGGAGCAACGCUUCUCCAAAUCCCCCUACGUGCAGCAGGCUCUGCUACAGAUUCUACCCCGUCUGGCUGCCUUUAAUCGUGAGGUUUUCGUGGAGAAAUAUCUGCAAAUCUGUGUGCCACACUUGAUGCAAAUAUUGCGCGGCAAGGAAAAGGAUCGCACGGUGGCCUACAUCACCAUUGGCUAUCUGGCCGUGGCCGUGGAGAGCGCCAUCGAGAAGCAUCUGGAGACGAUUAUGGCCAGCGUAAAGAUGGCGCUGCCUGCCAAGGAGUUGGCCAGCAGCAAGCGCAAGGUGCCCGUGGAUCCGGCAGUGUUUGCCUGCAUCACACUGCUGGCGCAUGCCGUGCGUUCGGAGAUAGUCAAAGAUGUGCGGGAUAUACUGGAGCAAAUGUUCGCCACGGGCCUGUCGCCGGCGUUGACUGUGUGCCUGCGUGAGCUGUCGGAGAAUGUGCCGCAACUGAAGUCGGCCAUCACCGAUGGGCUCAUUGGGGUGUUGUCUCAGGUCUUGAUGAACAAACCGGCGGCCAUACCAUACGCCGCCCUGCCACCCAUUGCCAUUGAUGGCUCGCUGAUGAUGCAAAUGGCCGAUGGGGCCACCACAGUGCUGGCCCUCAAGACUCUGGGCACCUUUAACUUUGAGGAGCAGAAUAUGCUGGACUUUGUGCAGCGCUGUGCUGACUACUUCAUUGUACACGAACAGCAAGAGAUCCGAUUGGAGGCUGUGCAGACCUGCACGCGGCUGCUCAAGCUGGCCGUUCAGUCGUCCGAGAGCAUGGAGAACUCCAAGACGCUAAGCGACACCGUCUCCCAUGUGAUUGAGCGUCUGCUGAUGGUGGCCAUCACGGACAUGGACUGCAAUGUGAGAAUCCGCAUUUUACGCUCGCUGGAUGAGACAUUCGAUGCGAAGUUGGCGCAGCCAGAGUCCCUCAAUUCGCUGUUUAUCACGCUGCACGAUGAGAUCUUUGAGAUACGCGAACUGGCCAUGGUCACAAUUGGACGAUUGUCCUCCAUGAAUCCCGCGUAUGUGAUGCCCAAGUUGAGGACCACCAUGAUUGAGCUGCUGACGGAUCUCAAGUAUUCGGGUAUGAAUCGCAACAAGGAGCAGAGUGCCAGGAUGCUGGAUCAUCUGGUGAUUAGUACGCCCCGUUUGAUAUCCUCGUACAUGAAUCCCAUACUGAAGGCUCUGGUGCCGAAGCUGCACGAACCGGAAUCGAAUCCGGGCGUCAUUCUGAAUGUACUCCGCACCAUUGGCGAUCUGGCGGAGGUGAAUGGCGGCUCCAACGAGAUGGAACUGUGGGCCGAUGAUCUGCUCUCCAUACUGCUGGAAAUGCUGGGCGAUGCUGGCUCGCCCGACAAGCGGGGCGUGGCCCUGUGGACGCUGGGACAACUGAUCAGUGCCACCGGACGAGUGGUCAGUCCCUACCACAAGUAUCCAGUGCUCAUUGACAUCCUCAUCAACUUCCUGAAGACGGAGCAGCGUCGCUCCAUACGCCGCGAGACGAUACGCGUGUUGGGGCUGCUCGGGGCCAUGGAUCCGUACAAGCACAAGAUGAACAAGGGUCUCAUCGACAGCCAAAAGGACAACGUGCUGAUUGCCUACUCCGAUGGGAAGGUGGACGAGAGCCAGGACAUAUCCACGGCCGAAUUGCUGGUGAAUAUGGGCAAUGCCCUGGACGAAUACUAUCCUGCAGUGGCCAUAGCUGCCCUGAUGCGUAUACUGCGUGACCCCACGCUGAGCACACGCCACACGAGCGUGGUGCAAGCGGUCACCUUUAUCUUCCAGAGCCUCGGCAUCAAGUGUGUGCCAUAUUUGGCUCAAGUGCUGCCCAAUCUGCUGGACAAUGUGCGAACGGCGGACAACAAUCUGCGUGAGUUUCUGUUCCAGCAGCUGGCCAUUCUGGUGGCCUUUGUGAAGCUGCACAUCAUCAGCUACAUGAGCGACAUCUUCAAGCUGAUCAAAGAGUUCUGGACGAUCAAUACGCCGCUGCAGUCGACGCUGAUCAAUCUGAUUGAACAGAUUGCCGUGGCAUUGGGCUGUGAAUUCAGGGACUAUCUCGCGGAGCUAAUACCACAGAUAUUGCGAGUGCUGCAGCACGACAAUUCCAAGGAUCGAAUGGUCACGCGAAGACUGCUGCAGGCCUUGCAGAAAUUUGGCAGCACUUUGGGCUACUAUUUGCCGCUGAUUGUGCCGCCCAUAGUGAAGCUUUUCGAUUCGCCAUAUGUGCCACAGCAAGUGUCACUGGUUGCCCUCGAGACGAUCAAUAAUCUCGCUUGCCAGCUGGACUUUACGGACUUUUCCUCGAGGAUUAUACACCCGCUGGUCAGGGUGCUGGACACAGAGCCCGAGCUGCGCGACCAAGCGAUGACCACACUCCGUUCGCUGGUCAAGCAGCUGGGCAAAAAGUAUCUCGUGUUCGUGCCCAUGGUGCAGCGCAUCCUCUCGAAGCAUCGCAUAGUGGAUGGCGAGUACGAGAAGCUGUUGAAUCGCCUGCAGAACAACAGCACUUUGGCGGAUGACUGCGGCGCAGGGGAGUUUGGUCUGCGGCAGGCCAAGAUCAAAUACAACGAACCCUUUGUCACGGACAGGAACAGCAACAAUCGCAAUCUGCAGGUCUCCACGAACGUGCUGCGCACCGCCUGGCAGGUGACACGUCGCGUCUCGAAGGACGAUUGGGUCGAGUGGCUGAAACGGCUGUCCAUUGGCCUGCUGAAGGAGUCGCCCUCGCAUGCGCUGCGUGCCUGCUGUUCGCUCGCCCAGGAGUACGACACGCUGCUGAGGGAUCUGUUCAACGCGGCCUUCAUCUCCUGCUGGACGGAAUUGUCGCCGGAGCACAAGCACGAGCUGACGCAGUCGUUGAUCCAGGCCCUGCAGGUCACCGAUAUGCCAGAGAUCACCCAGACGAUACUCAAUCUGGCCGAGUUUAUGGAGCAUUGCGACCGGGAUCCCAUACCCAUUGAGACGAAUCUAUUGGGCACCCGCGCCAUGGCCUGUCGCGCCUAUGCCAAGGCGCUGCGCUACAAGGAGGAGGAGUUCCUGCUGAAAGAGGAGGCCUCCGUGUUCGAGUCGCUGAUCCUCAUCAACAACAAACUGCAGCAGCGUGAGGCAGCCGAGGGUCUGCUGACCACCUACCGGAACGCAGCCAACGAGCUCAACGUCCAGGGACGCUGGUACGAGAAGCUGCACAACUGGGAUCAGGCCCUGGAGCACUACGAACGCAACUUGCACACCGAUUCCAGCGACCUGGAGGCACGGCUGGGUCACAUGCGCUGCCUGGAGGCCCUCGGCGACUGGUCGGAGCUGAGUCAGGUGACCAAACACGAGUGGGAGGGCUUUGGCACGGAGGCGAGGGCACGGGCCAGCCCACUGGCUGCAGUGGCCGCCUGGGGCCUACAGGACUGGGAGGCUAUGCGGGAGUAUGUGCGCUGCAUACCCGAGGACACGCAGGACGGCAGCUACUAUCGGGCGGUGCUGGCCGUGCAUCACGAUGACUUUGAGACGGCCCAACGGUUGAUUGACGAGACAAGGGAUCUGCUGGACACUGAACUCACAUCGAUGGCGGGUGAAUCCUACGAGCGUGCCUACGGGGCCAUGGUCUGUGUGCAAAUGCUGGCAGAACUCGAGGAAGUCAUCCAAUACAAGCUGAUCCCGGAGCGCCGGGAACCCCUGAAGACCAUGUGGUGGAAGCGUCUCCAAGGCGGACAGCGGCUGGUCGAGGAUUGGCGUCGCAUCAUUCAGGUUCACUCCCUGGUGGUGAAGCCGCACGACGACAUACACACGUGGCUGAAGUACGCGAGCCUGUGCAGGAAGAGCGGCUCGCUGCAUCUCUCACACAAGACGCUGGUGAUGCUGCUGGGCACCGAUCCCAAGCUGAAUCCGCGCGAACCGCUGCCCUGCAAUCAGCCGCAGGUCACCUAUGCCUACACCAAAUACAUGGCCGCCUCGAAUCAGCUGCAGGAGGCCUACGAUCAGCUGCGGCAUUUCGUCAACACUUACAGCACAGAGCUGAGCUGCCUGCCGCCGGAGGCUCUGAAGCAGCAGGAUCAGCGAUUGAUGGCCCGAUGCUACCUGCGUCUGGCCACCUGGCAGAACAAACUGCAAGAGCGUCUCGGCCCGGGGGCCAUCCAAGGUGCCUUGGAGUGCUUUGAGAAGGCCACCAGCUACGAUCCGAACUGGUACAAGGCCUGGCAUCUGUGGGCCUACAUGAACUUCAAGGUGGUGCAGGCCCAAAAGACGGCACUCGACAAGCAGCAGGCAUCGUUGCCGCCCGGCCUAAACCUCGGCGUGGGUCUGGGCAUGGACAGUGAUCUGUUGAUCAUCCAGCAGUAUGCAGUGCCCGCCGUCCAGGGCUUCUUCCGUUCGAUCAGCCUCAUUAAGGGCAACUCGCUGCAGGACACACUGCGACUGCUGACCCUCUGGUUUGACUAUGGCAACCAUGCGGAGGUCUAUGAGGCUCUGCUCUCGGGCAUGAAGCUGAUCGAGAUCAACACGUGGCUGCAGGUGAUACCCCAGCUGAUAGCGCGCAUCGAUACGCACCGGCAGCUGGUGGGGCAGCUCAUCCAUCAGCUGCUCAUGGACAUUGGUAAGAAUCAUCCGCAGGCCUUGGUCUAUCCGCUGACGGUGGCCUCCAAGUCCGCUUCGCUGGCACGCCGAAAUGCGGCCUUUAAAAUCCUGGACUCCAUGCGGAAGCAUUCGCCCACUCUGGUGGAGCAGGCGGUGAUGUGCAGCGAGGAGCUCAUACGCGUGGCCAUACUCUGGCACGAACAGUGGCACGAGGGACUGGAGGAGGCCUCGCGCCUGUACUUUGGCGAUCGCAAUGUGAAGGGAAUGUUCGAGAUUCUGGAGCCACUGCACGCCAUGCUGGAGCGUGGCCCGCAGACGCUCAAGGAGACCUCCUUCUCGCAAGCCUACGGCCGGGAGCUGACCGAAGCGUACGAGUGGUCGCAGCGCUACAAGACAUCCGCGGUGGUGAUGGAUCUGGACCGUGCCUGGGACAUUUACUAUCAUGUGUUCCAGAAGAUAUCGCGCCAGCUGCCGCAGCUGACGUCGCUGGAGCUGCCGUAUGUGUCGCCCAAGCUGAUGACCUGCAAGGACCUGGAGCUGGCCGUGCCGGGCUCCUACAAUCCCGGCCAGGAGCUGAUCCGGAUCAGCCACAUCAAGACGAACCUGCAGGUGAUCACCUCAAAGCAGCGGCCCCGCAAGCUCUGCAUACGCGGAUCCAAUGGCAAGGACUACAUGUACCUGCUGAAGGGUCACGAGGAUCUGCGACAGGAUGAGCGUGUGAUGCAGCUGUUCUCGCUGGUCAACACCCUGCUGCUGGACGACCCGGACACGUUCCGUCGCAAUCUGGCCAUCCAGCGGUACGCCGUCAUACCGCUGAGCACCAAUUCGGGCCUGAUUGGCUGGGUGCCGCACUGUGAUACGCUGCACACGCUGAUACGCGACUACAGGGACAAGAAGAAGGUGCCGCUCAACCAGGAGCAUCGCACCAUGCUGAACUUUGCCCCGGACUACGACCAUCUGACGCUCAUGCAGAAGGUGGAGGUGUUUGAGUACGCCCUGGGGCAGACGCAGGGCGAUGAUCUGGCCAAGCUGCUGUGGCUCAAGUCGCCCUCCUCGGAGCUGUGGUUCGAGCGGCGCAACAAUUAUACCCGCUCCCUGGCCGUCAUGUCGAUGGUGGGCUACAUCCUCGGACUGGGCGAUCGCCAUCCCUCCAACCUGAUGCUGGAUCGCAUGAGCGGCAAGAUUCUGCACAUUGACUUUGGCGACUGCUUCGAGGUGGCCAUGACGCGCGAGAAGUUCCCCGAGAAGAUACCCUUCCGACUCACGCGAAUGCUGAUCAAGGCCAUGGAGGUGACGGGCAUAGAGGGCACCUACAGGCGCACCUGUGAGAGCGUGAUGCUGGUGCUGCGACGCAAUAAGGACUCGCUGAUGGCCGUGCUGGAGGCGUUUGUCUACGAUCCUUUGCUCAACUGGCGACUCCUCGAUGUCGAUAAGAAGGGCAACGAUGCGGCGGGCGCGAAUGGCGGUGCCGCGGGCCGUGGCGGCUCUGGCAUGCAGGUGGGCAAUAGCGGCGACAGUUUAGGCAACUCUGUGGAGGAGUCCCUGCCCAUGGCCAAGUCGAAGACGUACGAGGCCCAGUUGCUGCUGCAGCAACAGCAGCAGCAGGGCGGAGGAGGUCUGCACAACAACGUGGCCGAUGAGACGAACAGCAAGGCCAGCCAGGUGAUCAAGCGGGUCAAGUGCAAGCUCACUGGCACCGACUUCCAAACGCAGAAGAGCGUCAACGAGCAGCAGCAGGUGGAGCUGCUCAUCCAGCAGGCGACCAACAACGAGAACCUCUGCCAGUGCUACAUUGGCUGGUGUCCGUUCUGGUAAAAUCAUCCGACUGAGCGAGAACCUACUACUACUAAUUCUAAUAACUAAACUCGACAAUUUUCUUCUUCUGUUCACCGACGACUCCGACUCACACA
Messenger RNA from Drosophila obscura, 7871 nucleotides. It is a transcript of the gene Tor, whose product is annotated as serine/threonine-protein kinase Tor. The coding region runs from base 319 to 7776 and encodes 2485 amino acids. The transcript has 5 exons. Gene Ontology annotation, molecular function: protein binding; protein serine/threonine kinase activity; protein-containing complex binding. Gene Ontology annotation, cellular component: TORC2 complex; TORC1 complex; nucleus. Lineage: Eukaryota; Metazoa; Arthropoda; Insecta; Diptera; Drosophilidae. The record is from RefSeq and is a predicted model, not a curated record. Gene Ontology annotation, biological process: negative regulation of macroautophagy; TOR signaling; protein phosphorylation.